CCCUUCUGUUUUGCGCCAUUCAUGUCACAAUACUCACAACAUAUCCUGAGGGGCUGUCACUCAUCGAUGUAAUUGAAUAGCUACCUUGAUCUACACUACAAGAACAAUCACGCGAAUCCACCUACUGUCGAGUGCUGCACACAGCAAAGGUAGCCAAAUAGGCUAUCUAUUGACACAGAGAUCAGGUGUCAUUCCUGCGACAGCACUUGCGGCUCCAUACCUAACCUCUCACCCUGGGACUCGAACAGUGAAGGCGACCGAACUGAUUCACCUACUGUGGUGUAAUACUCGCAACCGGAAUCCCAAAGCAGGAACGACUGAGUUCCGAUAAGGCGCAACCAUGCCGAGUGUACAAGAUAUGAUGAUCGCUAGGCUUGUGGGGGAUAUGAAGCAAGCAGUCAAGCGCAAAGCCGAUGAAUCGGACUCGGAACACUCAAUAGACCAAACCACGAACAGGGGGAACAAGCUGAAGAAGAGGGCCAGAUACGUCCGCGAGGGCAGGCUGGCGAUGCCGAACGGUCCACAGGCCUACAAAAAGACGAUCACCUACAACGAGCACUAUGAGAGAACAAUCAUUAGCGAACGACCGAUGCUUUACGAUGAGGAUGGCUACGAGAUGGAUAGUGAAGACGAUGAAGAUGGCGAGGCUUUGGCCGCUGCGAAUGAAUUCUAUCCAUAUAAUGAUGUUCGAAUGGAAGAGUUGCUUGCGCCAUUGACAUCAGUUACCGACCUGCCAAAUCACCCAACACUAUCUAGGCCAUUCACAUCGAAAACACUCACCGAACUCACUCUGAAUGCGCGGUCAAUGAUGCAGAAGGAAAAGGAGACUCUAUGGAAAAUGAAGCGCCUCUUAACGAGGCUGAGCGGCGAUCACAUAUGGGUACCUACGGCUCUACUCGAGACGCCGAACGACAUAAGCUUCUUUGGGGAUGGCAGAAACGAAUACCGGGAGCACCUUCUCGAAAAAAACCGAUUGGAAGAUGCUCGUAGUGAAGAUACAGAUAUGAACGGGGCCAUACUGGCACAGCUAGACGCUUCCACGCCUGGACAGGCUGUAGACAAUUCUGCGACUGAAAACGAAGUCGCAAUGGUUGACGUUCCAACUCAGAACGGUUCUGCCCAAGAAGUGAAGACUUCAACAUCUGUUGAGCCUGCCGUGGCUGAGGAUGUGGCCGCUGCAACCAACGGUGACACCAAUACAACGGAACUAGAUGGGGACAAGAAAGCUGCCGGGCCCCAUGAAUCUGAAAAUGAACAAAAUGCCAACGGGACUGACAAAAUGGACGGAGUCGUUACCGAUGCAGCGGCCACUGCAGAUGCCGAGGAAUCCGCCGAGGACAAAGCCAACCAAUUCGAAGAUCCCGAUACCACUCUUCCUGACCCUGAUGUACCAGCAGACGACGAAUCCGAGGAGAAGGACGAAACUGAUGCCCCCGAGCCAAGGCGCAUGCGCACCCGCGCCCAGGCACAAGCCGCAUCCGAUGACAACGUGAGGUCUCGCACACGAUCCCUCUCAACCUCCUCCAACGACUCUUUCAUACAUCCAUUUUUCUUGGCGCCCCAAUCUGCGAUUCCGGACCGAGACAUUGGGCUCCCGACGCAGGAGGCAGAUGAGACAAGGCGGUUGCUGCAGCUGUUUGUGCAGAAGCAGGAGGAGGUGUGCAGGGGAAGCGAGAAGCUCUACGAGGGCCUUCUUAAGGCGGAUCGGCUGCGCAAUGAUGUGAUGAAGUGGGCUAAGGCUGAGGCGCACACUGGCGAGAAUGGGAUGAGUGACGGCGAAGAUUGGUACGAUAUGGAGGAGUGGAAUUUGGAUGAGGAGUUGAAGAAGGGGCAGGAUGAAGACGACGAGGACGCGGCUACAACUGCGAAGAAAACGAGGACUAGGAGGCAAUAAGUUCUUGUAUUGAUUUGACGGGCGCACAGGACGGCAGAUAGGAACGGAAAGCUGGGGUAUUAGGCGUACAAACGGUGGUGGUUUCCACAUAUUCACUUUUAUGAUAGACAUUACGAGCCCUCACUUUCUGUACAACAGGGAAUAUUGUUGUAAAAUUAUACGUUCUACUCUUUGA
Pseudogymnoascus verrucosus is the source of this 2069-nucleotide messenger RNA. RefSeq lists its product as uncharacterized. The transcript has 4 exons. Bases 341 to 1894 code for a protein of 517 amino acids. The record is from RefSeq and is a predicted model, not a curated record. Lineage: Eukaryota; Fungi; Ascomycota; Leotiomycetes; Thelebolales; Thelebolaceae. Gene Ontology annotation, cellular component: cytosol; Rpd3L complex. Gene Ontology annotation, biological process: negative regulation of silent mating-type cassette heterochromatin formation; negative regulation of rDNA heterochromatin formation.